Messenger RNA from Protopterus annectens (West African lungfish), 694 nucleotides. Its product is annotated as glutamate receptor ionotropic, NMDA 1-like. The transcript is spliced from 3 exons. The coding region runs from base 21 to 326 and encodes 101 amino acids. Lineage: Eukaryota; Metazoa; Chordata; Ceratodontiformes; Protopteridae. The record is from RefSeq and is a predicted model, not a curated record.
GCUCGCAUGAGAAUGGUUUCAUGGAAGAUCUGGAUAAAACCUGGGUGAGAUAUCAGGAGUGUGAUUCCCGCAGCAAUGCUCCAGCUACACUGACCUUUGAGAACAUGGCAGGUGUUUUUAUGCUUGUAGCAGGAGGAAUUGUAGCUGGAAUUUUUCUAAUAUUCAUUGAAAUAGCUUAUAAAAGGCAUAAAGAUGCUCGAAGGAAACAAAUGCAGCUUGCAUUUGCAGCUGUAAAUGUCUGGAGAAAGAAUUUACAGCAGUAUCAACCAUCAGAUUUAGCGGGACAGUUAAACCUGCCAGACCCUUCUGUUAGCACUGUGGUCUGAAGCUAUGUGGUGCGAUUAAUGGACAGCCACAGUGGUUAACAGGAUGUGCGAGAUUAGACUGGAUGGCUAAGCUGGUGCAAAGGAUGCCCGCUCAGUUCUGCAACAUCAGCAGCAGCAUUCACCUUUUCCAGAAAACCUCUUUCUCUCUUCUUUACACUCCACCUGUCACCUGACAUGUAAAACAGUGUUGAGUGGGUCUGAAAGAAUGCAAGUUGAGCUCUCACUACUUUGCCAAGCACUAACGUGAAGUACAAUAAGUAGUCCUGAUGUCAAGCAAGUCUGAAAAUUACUAAGUGGAAGAAAGCAAGUGACAAACUCAGUUGUAUGAAUGUUAACUGUCCUGAAAGAGACAUGCAUCAGUAUAUAUA